ACUUAUCACCGACAGAAGGAAAAGGAUCAUCUGAGAGAGAGAUAGGAAGGAAGGAGUUGAGGAAUUUUGUGUUCUGAAUAUUGACCGACGGUGGCGACGGACACGGACUCCGACGGAGGAGAGACGCGCAACAGUCGUCUCCAGGUGUUCCUCUAGUCGCUGUUUUCGACUAUUGGAGGCGUUUUCGGGAAUAACCUUCAAGAGCGGGACGCAGACAUGGCUACGGGAGCUUAUUUGCCAAAUGAACUGCAAAGGGGUGAAAAUAAGCCGAAGAAUGUAGCAGCAGAAGGACGGAAUCGACGUGUUCUCCAGGAUAUUGGGAAUCUUGUGUAUGUUUCUAAGCGCAUCACAAGGCAAGAAGCAGACAAGAACAAGAAACCAAGCUUUGCAACAACAAAAAUAUUAGCAGCAGGGAAGACUGUUCACCCAGAAGAACGUGAAGUUAUUAUAAUUAGCUCUGAUGAAGAAAGUGAGGAAGGAAAGGAGAAGGAGAAGAAGAAGGAACCAGGUAAAGCAAGGAAUACAAGACAGCACUCAGCUAAGAAGAAUGUGAAGACCCUCAGUGCAAUCCUCUCUGCUCGAAGCAAGGCUGCUUGUGGACGUACUUACAAGCAAAAGGACCACGUGGUAGACGUUGAUGCAGCCGACAUUGACAAUGAAUUGGCAGCUGUUGAGUACAUUGACGAACUCUACAAGUUCUACAAAUUUGCAGAAGAUGAUAGCCGUGUGCAUGAUUACUUGGGAUCGCAGCCUGAUGUGAAUGCCAAGAUGAGAGCAAUCCUUGUGGACUGGUUGAUAGAAGUACAUCGUAAAUUUGAACUCAUGCCUGAAACUCUUCAUCUGACAAUAAACAUUGUGGAUCGCUUCCUUUCCAUGAAGGUUGUGUCCAGAAAGGAGCUUCAGCUGGUUGGCAUCAGCUCCAUGCUCUUAGCCUGCAAAUAUGAGGAGAUUUGGGCUCCAGAGGUGAAUGACUUUGUGUGCAUAUCAGACAACGCCUAUAAAAGAGAACAGAUUCUGGUGAUGGAGAAGACAAUCUUGAGGAAGCUGGAAUGGUAUUUAACUGUUCCUACACCAUAUGUCUUCCUUGUUCGUUAUAUCAAAGCCUCUUCUCCCACUGAUAAGGAGAUGGAGAACAUGGCGCAUUUCCUGGCAGAACUGAGCUUAAUUCACUAUGCCACAGUAAUGUUGUAUAGCCCUUCUGUUGUUGCUGCUUCUGCUGUGUAUGCUGCUCGGUGCACACUUGAUAGGAGCCCUUUCUGGACUGAGACUUUAAAACAUUACACAGGCUUUUCUGAGGACCAACUAAGGGAAUGUGCCAAGCUCAUGGUGAGCUUUCACUCACUGGCUGGUGAAAGCAAGUUGAAAGCAGUGUACAAAAAAUUCUGCAAUCCAGAUCGCUGUGCAGUUGCUCUUCUUCCCCCAGCAAGAAGCUUGUUAAUUCCACAUGAACAGAUUUGAUAUUUUAGCCUGGGAAAUUUCUGAGAAUAUGAUGGAUAUAGUAGUAAUAUGGUUUUUAUGUAGUACAACAUCAGUGUUGUUUAGGAGGAGGAUGAUGUCUGUAAUGAUCACUAGGUUUCUUGGUUUGGAUUUUGCUGUGUGAAAGAAACUUCAGUAUUUGGUUUCUGGAUAAUUAUUGCCAGAAUGAAGGAGAAACGUAUAUGCUUUUCUCCAUUGCAUUACGCUAAUGAAUUUCA
This is a messenger RNA of Prosopis cineraria, 1694 nucleotides long. Its product is annotated as G2/mitotic-specific cyclin S13-7-like. Bases 217 to 1458 code for a protein of 413 amino acids. Gene Ontology annotation, molecular function: cyclin-dependent protein serine/threonine kinase regulator activity. The transcript has 9 exons. Gene Ontology annotation, cellular component: cytoplasm; centrosome; nucleus. The record is from RefSeq and is a predicted model, not a curated record. NCBI's taxonomy places the organism in Eukaryota, Viridiplantae, Streptophyta, Magnoliopsida, Fabales, Fabaceae. Gene Ontology annotation, biological process: regulation of cyclin-dependent protein serine/threonine kinase activity; mitotic cell cycle phase transition.